AUGCUAAGAGGAAUCAGCCGGUGUGCUAGACCGCACAGCGUGCUGCAGAGAGCCGCACAGCGCAUGCAUGCGAAGCCCGCGUUCCGCGGCCUGGCCAGCAACAAUGGCAGCGGCAGCAGCAGCGACAACUUUCUCUCGACCACCAACGCGACCUACAUCGACGAAAUGUUCCAGGCGUGGAAGCAGGACCCCAGCUCCGUCCAUGUGUCGUGGAACGCAUACUUCAAGAACAUGGGUAACCCGCAACAGCCAGCGUCGUCGGCGUUCAUGGCUCCGCCCACCCUCGUGUCCCACCACACCGGGAGCCAUAUCCCCCACGAUAUGGCCAUGGGUGUGGCCGGGACUCCUUCCAGCAGCGUAGACCAGGACGUUAUGACCCAUUUGAAGGUCCAACUGCUGUGUCGUGCGUAUCAGGUGCGUGGCCACCAAAAGGCCCACAUUGACCCCCUCCAGAUCUCAUUUGGCGACGACAAGUCUAAACCACUGCCUAAAGAACUCACCUUAGACCAUUACGGAUUCACCGAGCGCGAUCUCGACCGCGAGAUCUCGUUGGGUCCCGGUAUUUUGCCCCGCUUCGCUCGCGAGGGCCGCAAAACCAUGGCUCUACGUGAUAUCAUCAACGCUUUGGAAAAAUUGUACUGCUCCUCGUACGGUAUCGAAUAUAUCCAUAUCCCAUCCAGAAACCAGUGUGAUUGGCUCAGAGAACGUAUCGAAAUCCCUCAGCCUUUCCGCUACAGUAUUGACGAAAAAAGACAAAUUCUGGACCGUUUGACCUGGGCCACUUCUUUUGAAGCUUUCCUGUCUACAAAGUUCCCAAACGACAAGAGAUUUGGUCUUGAAGGUUUGGAAGGUAUCGUGCCAGGCAUCAAGACCCUUAUUGACAAGUCUGUCGAAAGGGGUGUCGAAGAUGUGGUUCUCGGUAUGGCGCACCGUGGUAGACUCAAUGUGCUAUCUAACGUGGUUCGUAAACCCAAUGAGUCCAUUUUCUCCGAGUUCCAGGGCUCUGCAGCCCCAGAAGAGUACGAAGGUUCUGGUGACGUGAAAUACCAUUUGGGUAUGAAUUACCAAAGACCUACCACAUCGGGCAAAUACGUUAACCUGUCAUUAGUUGCCAAUCCAUCGCACUUGGAAGCUCAGGACCCCGUUGUGCUUGGUAGAACCAGAGCUAUUCAAUUUGCCAAAAACGAUUUGGACAAGUAUCAAAAGGCCAUGGGUGUCUUGCUUCACGGUGAUGCUGCUUUUGCUGCCCAGGGUGUUAUUUAUGAAACUAUGGGAUUCAGUCACUUACCUGAGUAUUCUACAGGUGGUACCAUUCACAUUAUCACCAACAAUCAAAUUGGUUUCACUACAGACCCAAGAUUCGCCAGAUCUACUCCUUACCCAUCUGAUAUUGCCAAGGCCAUCGACGCACCUAUUUUCCAUGUCAAUGCCAACGACGUUGAAGCCUUGACUUUCAUCUUCGAUCUGGCCGCUGAGUGGAGAGCUACCUUCCAUACGGAUGCGAUCAUCGAUGUUGUCGGCUGGAGAAAGCACGGUCAUAAUGAAACUGACCAGCCCUCUUUCACUCAGCCUCUCAUGUAUCAGAAGAUUAGCAAACAGAAAUCUGUUAUCGAUGUCUACACCGAGAAACUGAUUUCGGAAGGUUCUUUCACCAAGCAAGAUAUUGAUGAACACAAGAAAUGGGUUUGGGGUCUAUUCCAAGAAGCUUUCGAUAAAUCGAAGGAAUACAAGCCAACUUCAAGAGAAUGGUUGACCGCCGACUGGGCCAAUUUCAAGUCUCCUAAGGAGCUUGCUUUGGAAAUCUUGCCUCAUGAACCAACUGCUUUGAAGGAUUCCGAGCUCAAGAGUAUCGGUAAGAUUAUCUCAUCCUGGCCCGAAGACUUUGAAGUUCACAAAAACUUGAAAAGAAUCUUGACCAACAGAGGCAAAACCGUCGAAAAGGGCGAGGGAAUUGACUGGUCCACCGGUGAAGCUCUUGCUCUUGGUUCCUUGGCUUUGGAAGGUUACCAUGUCAGAGUUUCCGGUGAAGAUGUUGAGAGAGGUACUUUUUCGCAACGUCAUGCGGUUUUACAUGAUCAAAACUCCGAAAGAACCUACACUCCAUUGCAGCAUCUAAGUGAUAAACAGGCCAACUUCACAAUUUGUAAUUCGUCUCUGUCGGAGUACGGAUGUAUGGGUUUUGAAUAUGGUUACUCUUUGACAUCUCCCGACUUCCUCGUGAUGUGGGAAGCUCAAUUCGGUGAUUUUGCUAACACUGCGCAAGUCAUCAUUGACCAGUUCUUGGCUGGUGGUGAAGCUAAAUGGAAGCAACGUUCUGGUCUUAUUUUGUCGCUACCACACGGUUACGAUGGCCAAGGACCAGAACAUUCUUCGGGUAGAUUGGAAAGAUUCUUGCAAAUGGCUAAUGAAGACCCUAGAUAUUUCCCAUCUGAGGAGAAAUUGCAAAGACAGCACCAAGACUGCAACUACCAAGUAGUGUACCCAACUACUCCUGGUAAUCUUUUCCAUAUCUUGAGAAGACAGCAACACCGUCAGUUCCGCAAGCCUCUAAUAUUGUUCUUCUCCAAGCAAUUGCUGCGUCAUCCUUUGGCAAGAUCUAGCUUGUCGGAAUUCACUGAUGGCGGAUUCCAAUGGAUAAUCGAAGACGUUGAACACGGCAAGGCUAUCGGUACAAAAGAGGAGACCAAGCGCUUAGUACUCUGUUCCGGCCAAGUUUACACUGCGCUUCACAAGAAGCGUGAGUUGUUGGAAGACAAGGAGACCGCCUUUUUGAAGAUUGAGGAAAUACAUCCAUUCCCAUUUGCUCAAUUACGCGAUUCGCUCAACUCUUACCCCAACCUAGAAGACAUUGUCUUCUGUCAGGAAGAGCCUUUGAACAUGGGAUCUUGGUCCUAUGCUUCGCCAAGACUCGAGACUGUCUUGGGUGAGACCGACAACUACAAGGACAGAAAGGUGAGAUACGCUGGCCGCAAUCCAAGCGGACCUGUUGCUGCCGGCUCCAAGGGUUUGCACAAUGCAGAAGAACAAGCGUUUUUGACCGAGGUCUUUGGACGUUAG
This is a messenger RNA of Lachancea sp. 'fantastica', 3057 nucleotides long. Lineage: Eukaryota; Fungi; Ascomycota; Saccharomycetes; Saccharomycetales; Saccharomycetaceae. The record is from the annotation of a GenBank genome assembly.